CCACAAACAAUCAAAGUUGUAUGCUUAGAGUGGGAAGCAGACAACUAAAAUACCACGGCAUUUUAAAAAGGAAUUGUAGACCAUUGAACAUGUUUGUUCUCAUCUUACCACUCCUUUCUUAAACACCAUUACCAACCCCAAGUCUUCUUGUCACCAUGAUGAUGCCUCGGCAGAGAGGAGAAAACUCCGAUGACAAUCAGUUCAGCUUCUCCGGGCCAAUGGCAACAAGGGGCUCUGAUGAGUUUGAGACAUGGGCAGAGAGAAUAAAGAGUGAUUAUGGUUAUUUUGGAAAAUCAGCGAAGAUGAAGCAGGUUGGUGCAUGGGCUAAGAGAAAUCAUGUAAACCCGGAUGAAGGAGAGUUUGCAUGGAUGGCUAAAGAAGAUGAUGAAGAUGUUCCAUCUCCUACUUUGUGGGAAAAGGAAGGAGGAUCCCCUGCUUCUAAAUCUGGUGAGGCUUAUCCAAUACUAGGACAUAGUAUCAGGUCUCAAAUGAUGGCUAGAUAUAGGAAGGAGAUGAUAGAUUUGGUGAGAGAUGCGCCGGAGAAUGCAUAUGAAUUGUCACUGAGAGAUAUAGUUGAGAUUCCUAGGCCAGUGAAGAGUGCUGAAUUGGAGGAGAAGAAGGGGGAGAAGGAGAAGGAGAAGGAGAAGGAGAUGGAGACAAAGAAGGAGACUAAGAAGAAGGGGGGAAGAAGGAUGGCAAGGAGUGAGAGUUUAGACACUGGUUUGCUUUUGAAGAUGUUUGUUCCUGCAACUAUGGGAAGGAGGAAGAGCUUUGGAGUUAAUGGUACCUGUUCAAAGGUAUCACCAAAGCCGGUGAUAGCUGAUGCCGAGAAGGGUGGAGGACCAGAGAAGGGUCCAGACAGUGAAUGGUGGAAGAAAACGGAAAUCAAUGAAUCAAGCGGAAGUAGUAGCAGUGGUAGCAGCGGCAGCGGCAGGGGCAGGGGCAGCAGCAGCAGUGGUCGCAGUGGUAGCACUGGCAGUAACAACAGCAGCGGCAACAGAAACAUUAACAACACCAAAAACAGCAAUACUGGUAGAAGGAAAAAAAAUGGGUGUUUACCAUUCCUCCACAUUUUCAAAAGUAAAAACAGGAGAACAUAAGAGGUGGCUUUGAAGAAGGGGAACCAUGUGAAAUUUCUUGUGAAAACCCUUGUUUUUAGUUCUGGGAGUAGUUGAUUCUAUGAUCAGAAUCUGGUUGCCAAACAGAGACACUGUGGCGUGGCAUGUAAAUUUUUUCCUCAAUUCUAAAACAAUGCAUUAUGUUUUUAGGCCAAAAUGCUCGAGUAUGCACUCUUUAUAUCAAAAUAGUGUGCAAUAUGUAACUAGAUGCUCGGAAUAAUAUGCUUCAAGCCAAUUAUGUUA
Dioscorea cayenensis subsp. rotundata (Guinea yam) is the source of this 1361-nucleotide messenger RNA. RefSeq lists its product as uncharacterized. The record is from RefSeq and is a predicted model, not a curated record. The coding region runs from base 156 to 1100 and encodes 314 amino acids. The transcript has 2 exons. Lineage: Eukaryota; Viridiplantae; Streptophyta; Magnoliopsida; Dioscoreales; Dioscoreaceae.